AUGGUGCGAUACGCUUUCUUUCCCGGGUGCGUCUCUCGCGGGGGCGCUCCAGAGCUGUACCAGUCCACGAUUGCCGUUGCGGGGCGCAUCGGCAUUGAGUUGGAGGAGAUAGAGGGCUGGUCCUGCACGGGCUCCGGCGCGCUGCAGGAGAGCAACCCGCUGCUCGGCGACACGCUGAACGCCCGCAACUUCGCCCUCGCGCAGCAGACGGGGCUGCCCAUCAUGACGAUCUGCAGCACCUGCCAGGGCGUGAUGGCGCAGGCCAAGGUGAAGCUGGAGAACGAAGAGUACCGCGCCCAGAUCAACGCGCUGCUGGCGGAAGAGGGGCUGGAGUACACGGGCGGCAUCCAGAUCAAGCACAUGCUCUGGGUCAUGGUUGAGGACAUCGGGCUGGAGCACAUCAAGUCGCUGGCCGUACGGUCGCUGGACGGCGUCUUCCUGGCGCCCUUCUACGGCUGCUACAUCGUGCGGCCCUCGGCGGCGCUGGAGUACGACGAGCACCCGCAGCGCAAGGUGGCGCUGGAGCUCGUCAUCGAGGCGCUCGGCGCGACGGCCGUCGACAACGAGGGCAAGACGCGCGACCUGGGCGCCGACGCCAUGGUCACGCCCUGCCCGCUGUGCCAUCUGAACUUGGACGGCUUCCAGUCCAAGGCGGCCAGGCAGGUGGGGCGCCAGAUCAACGUGCCCAUCCUGCACCUGCCGCAGCUCAUCGGCGCGGCGCUGGGGAUGGAUGCGCCCACGCUGGGGCUGAACCGCCACAUCGUUUCCUCGUUCGACGUAGCGCUCAAGAUGGGCAUCCGGGUCUAG
Molecule: messenger RNA, 807 nt
Organism: Geodia barretti
Lineage: Eukaryota; Metazoa; Porifera; Demospongiae; Tetractinellida; Geodiidae
Source: the annotation of a GenBank genome assembly